Messenger RNA from Aspergillus calidoustus, 654 nucleotides. The record is from the annotation of a GenBank genome assembly. Lineage: Eukaryota; Fungi; Ascomycota; Eurotiomycetes; Eurotiales; Aspergillaceae.
AUGGACCCCAACAUGAACAAUCUCCUCAAAUGGGGGAUUCGAAACUCGACGAAGCCUGAACAAGCUGGCACCACCAAUACAAGCACAGAAAACAAUGCGUCUCAACCUAACCACAACGUUACCCCGGAGAUGCUCAACGCGCUGUUCGGCGGUCCCUCCGAAGCCGACCUAAUGAAGGCCGCCAUGGAGGCUCUGCACUCCGACGAGGUCGAUCUUGAAAACAAGUUGAUUGCCUUUGACAAUUUUGAACAACUAGUCGAGUCUAUCGAUAACGCGAAUAACCUGGAACCAUUGGGCCUCUGGACCCCGCUCGUCGAGCUUUUGAAGCAUGAAGAACCGGAAAUGAGAAGCAUGGCGGCAUGGUGUAUUGGGACGGCUGUGCAGAAUAACGAGAAAGCUCAGGACAAGCUCAUCGUCAUGAACGUCAUCCCUACUCUAGUUUCUCUAGCCACAACAGAUAAGAACCUCGCAGCCCGCAAGAAGGCCGUCUAUGCCAUCUCAUCCGGCGUACGAAACUACCAGCCCGGCAUGGACGUACUCAUGAAACACCUGCCAGAGGGCUAUGCCAAGAGCGAAAAAGUCGACGCCGGAGACAUGGCGGCUAUUGAUGCCAUCAUGGACAAAUUGCGGUCACACCCCGUACCGUUGUCGUAA